Messenger RNA from Dioszegia hungarica, 924 nucleotides. RefSeq lists its product as uncharacterized. Bases 1 to 924 code for a protein of 307 amino acids. NCBI's taxonomy places the organism in Eukaryota, Fungi, Basidiomycota, Tremellomycetes, Tremellales, Bulleribasidiaceae. The transcript is spliced from 4 exons. The record is from RefSeq and is a predicted model, not a curated record.
AUGGCUCAGUACCUGAACUCCCUGAAGCGCACAGUGCCGACAUCCAACGAUACCGGUGUUCUCGAGUUCCGCCGCCAAGGUGUCGAUUACGUCGACUUGAAGGACGGAGGACGUGUCUUUCUCCAACGCCAUUUCGAGUUCAAGUUCGAUCAAGAAACCGGAACCCUCAUCCAUGGGGGAAAGACGGCCAAGCACUCGUUCAAAGGUGAAGAUGGCAACGAGCACAAAGGCAUUCAGGACUGGCAAGCCAGUGACCGAGCAGACCAGGUUCUGUGGGCAAAUGUCCUCUCACAAACGUUCAAGGCUGGAAUCUGGACCGAACCUCACAAGGAGACCGAUCAAGAGUCAGGACGAAACACUGGGAGGGUGCUUGCCGCGUUCCGGAAGCCUCACUCAUCAGACAAUGCCAUCAAGUACGACGGCCGAGAGUGGGCCCCGCUUCUUGUUGUCGAUACUCGACACACGCUGUGGUAUCCUUCCGCCCUCCCUCUCAAUACUGACAGAUCCAUUGAUUGGGAAUCUACCGCACCGAUCCCUGAGGCGUUGCACCAAUGGAUGUCAGAAGGGAGAUACAUCCCGGUGUCCGGCAAAGAGGGCGGGGAGCUACUCGAGGCGUUAUUUGCGAGCUUACAGAGGAAGGUGGCGAGCGGCCAGAAUGUUGCGUCGAGCAGCGACUCGCUCGGCGACGCGGCCGAAGAGGACGACACAUCCAGAAGCGCCACUCUGCCUGAAGUCCGAGAGUUUGCAGAUAUGAACACCUCAUUCCUCAUCUCGGUUAUCUCGCCACCAGCAGAUGAAACCCGCCAGACUGCUUGCUCGGCCACUCAUUUCAGCCGCCGAGACCUGUUGCACAAGAGAGCUGCGCUAGUCAGGCCCAGCUGGAAUCUCAUGGAGUCUCCGAGCGAGCGGUUUCUGAGCAUAUAG